Molecule: messenger RNA, 1777 nt
Organism: Erinaceus europaeus (western European hedgehog)
Lineage: Eukaryota; Metazoa; Chordata; Mammalia; Eulipotyphla; Erinaceidae
Product: vomeromodulin-like
Exons: 13
Coding region: 306-1595 (429 amino acids)
Biological process (GO): sensory perception of smell
Source: RefSeq, a predicted model, not a curated record
UACUCGGAGGAGUUGCUAGUAAACCCCUCAGUGCAGUUGGAGGAGCUGGUUUACUCGGAGGAGUUGCUAGUAAACCCCUCAGUGCAGUUGGAGGAGCUGGUUUACUCGGAGGAGUUGCUAGUAAACCCCUCAGUGCAGUUGGAGGAGCUGGUUUACUCGGAGGAGUUGCUAGUAAGCCCCUCAGUGCAGCUGGAAGAGCUGCUCAUGAGCCCCUUAAUGCACUCAGUAGUGCUAAGCAUGAGACUCUACGUGGCAUUUUACCACAUAAUCCCCUUGCCAAUUUACCCCAAGCUCCUUUCAAAAGUAUGGGUGAACGUAGUGCUUACCUGGACAGAAUGCGAAGCAAUAGACUCCCAUUAAGCCACUCAGAUGUCCCAGACCUCGUAAAAACUGGAUCAUCCUUGGGUUCCCUGGCCCUGAAAGGAGAGAAGAAUAAUCUAAAAGGAACAGUUGAUAGCUCUCUGCCACAAGCCACCAAGCUCAGUGAGGUGGCCGAGGAAGGCACCAAGAAGGUCAAAGACCUCAGCAAGGACGAGGGCAGUACGGCUAUGUCUGCACUCAACAGUCUGACUGGCGUGGUGGACUUAAAGAAAUUAACAGCAUUAAAGGUCGAAAAGGUGGAAAUGAAAUCAGUAAUGACAACUGUGAAUGAGGAAGGAGUCCUCGUCUCCAGGGGCUUAGCUAUGGCGACCCUGCGUGGAGAUGGUCUUACAGGAGUUGUUUGGGACACAGUAGGAUUUGAAGUGUCCAUGGAGAUGAUUAUUCACUCUGCCCUCGACAAAAACAACAGUGAAUGUGUUGGACUCAAAGUGCUGCACGAAGAAACUAAUAUCACCGAAGUGAACAUGACGCUCCUGCAGACGGUCACCGAUGUCAUACCUGUUUCUUUGGACUUGAAUAGCAAAGUUAAAAUGCUGCUGACGGCAGAUAUGAACAAAAAAAAAGAAGAAGGACUAGCAUGUAGCUGUAAUUUCACUGAUUUCAAUGAAUGCCAUAACUCUACUGGUAUGUUCCACUAUGAAGUUAACCAUAUGCAGUGCAGUGCAGACGGUUGGUCAAUUUCCUACUGUGCUAAAGGCACAUUUAAUGGCAAGAUUAUGCCCAUUCCUGGAUGUAGCGAUCUCUCAGAUGACAAAACUGCCAACCACUCUUUAACGAUAUGCAAUACAGUCUUCAAAAAUAUACUCAACGCCUGUGCCAAGCAGUCCUCCACCACAGUGGGGAGCCUACGGGUAAAGGUCUUUGAAAUGCAGUACACCUAUAUGCCAAAAGAUCGAGUAAAAGUGGCCUAUAAUGUUAACAUUUAUGACGCUGGAGAGAUAAUGACUGGAAGGACGGAAAUAUCCCUGUGGCAUGUAUUCAUGCUUUUAAAAGAUAAAAUAACUCCAGAUAUAAAGAUCAUAAGCACUAAGCAUCUUGUAGAGGCUGAUAAAGUGGGCAAGGUGAAGAAUGUGAUGAUUUCAGUGAAGAGUAAAAUGGCACAAUGCAUUAUCGACUAUGUGAACCAAUGGGAUGUCCCAACAAUCUCCAAACUUUUUAUCCUCAGUGCCAAGUUUACAAAUAUAGAAAAGGACAAUCUUCAGGCAGCAGAUUGAACCCAGCACACCUGAAGCCAAAGGACUUUCCAGAAUGAAAGCACUCUGAAACUUCUCCAAGAGAUAAUUAGCUAACGGCAUCCUUAUGAUUAAGGAGACAAGUAGAAUAGUUAAGGUGUCAACUUGUCUUUGGGAUUUUGCCAACGUUACCUUGAAUUAACAAGUGCAAGAAAGGCAAACCU